Molecule: messenger RNA, 8493 nt
Organism: Porites lobata
Lineage: Eukaryota; Metazoa; Cnidaria; Anthozoa; Scleractinia; Poritidae
Source: the annotation of a GenBank genome assembly
AUGCAGUUGCAAUUCUGUGAAGGCGAUUCACAUACACUCUCUUGCGCUCAUUUUUCCAAGAACAUCAGUAUCCUUUCUGCAAACUACGGUCGUUUGACUGGAGCUCAAGUCUGUGGCUGGGGACCAAUAAAGUCCACUCACUGCAAAGCUGAUGGAGCACUGGCCAAAGUUCAAGCUCACUGUCAGGGACGUUCACAUUGCACAUUGCGGGCAACCAACAGCGAGUUUGGCGAUCCCUGCGAUGAAACUUACAAAUAUCUAGAGGUAACUAUUUUUCUUAGCCAAACCUUUUCUCAGCUUGGUUUCAAAGGGAUCUCUUAUCUUCAAUUUCUCAUUGUCGCCAGGAUUCUUAGCUUUGGCAAGUUUAUCGAUCUUGAAAAAGAAGUCGUAGCCUGAGUAGCUUGUGUGGAAGAGAGGAGCGAAAAGGGGAAAAGGGGAGAAGGGAGACUGAGAAACUACUGACACAAAAACGACGGGAGAAGGGUCUAUCCUCCCCCCGCAUUUACCUUAAUUUGUAUUUGUAGUGUCCACCCCUUUUUUUCUUGGCUUUCCCGGCCACUUCAGCCCUUUUUCUAUUGUGAAUUAUUAUUAAAGCGAUGUAGCCUAAUGUCAUCCAAUCCCGUCCUCCCCCACAUCAGGGUGGAAAAGAAAAUUCAAAAAUAGAAAUAAGAUGCGUAAAUAUCUACAUCAGACAACUGAUUUCUAUGGAUGUACAUGUUACUGGUUAUUAAAAUGCUAUCCUUAACUCGAUUUUGAUCCCUUUGGGACUGUUGGAAUGGGUACAGUUAAUAGCUUGAUGGCAGCAAGCCUUGAUUUCUUUUUUUGUUGAUAAUAUAUACUAACUCAUGUCCGCUGAAUUCAACAGAUUCGCUACAUAUGUGAGUGAGAACGCCAAGACUCUGGUUCAGUUAAAAACGGUGGCGUGAGCCGUUAGUAGUGAUCGAAAAAGACAACCUUAAUUAACAGCUGUGCAAAGAAAGUGUCACUUGACAAUUUAGACGAUUUAGCUUAUGUAGUUUGCUUGGAAAGAAAAUCAUUAAACUUCUUUUUGAACGAGAAUGUUGUACAUCGAUAUUUUUCUACCCCCUUUUUUUACUGUUAUAGCGUGGCGUUCGUCUCAUGAACAGUUCCACGUUUGGUCUAGGCCUUAGAGUCAACAAAUAUGGCUGCGUUUACACGACACUAGAUAAGAUUCAGGAGAUUUUACCUGAUUCAUUAAUGUUUUCGGUUUUACACAAAAUACGAAUCCGAGAAAAUCCAUAUCUACUAAAGAUUGCUCACUCACAUUACCAGGCAUUCCGCUGAUGAGAUCAGAGGCACCUUGUUGUGGUGGUGGACCAUCUUGUAUUUGUCUGCUUACUAUUCACUUCAUAGUUUAAUUUUAACAACACCCAAAUCCAACAUUUUUCAAUUUUUCAAAAUUUUAAAUAACACCCACUAGUUUUUAUACAUCAAACUCGAAAAUCAUCUAAAAACUAUUAAUCCAAGAACUGAAAACUAAUUGGCAAUGAAUCAUUUUUCGAUUGAAUGAAAUAUUGGCUGAUAUUUAAGAAAAAAGGGGGGAAAUGUGCGAAAAGCAAUGCUUUAAACCAGUCCUUAAAGGAUUCUUACUAGAAGUUGUCUGUCGUGUUAUCGUGACUACACUCUAUGCACUCUUGUCCUCGCUGAACUUACAAUUUCUCGUCCCAUCUGUGAAAACGCUUGUCUCCUAACGCUCUCCCCAAGGUUGAUUCACAUAUUACUCAUUUACAAAGGUAGCUCUAAAGCUCUUCUCGCUUACUAACGAGAAGAAAAGCUUAUUUAAUUUUUUUAUUAGAAAAAAUAAGAACAAGGGAAGCUUAAAAAAAAAUAGAGCUGCGAUUAUGGCUCGCACUGAUGUUUAGUACUUCUGGUUAAACACAGAUUUAGAACGCUGGGUUAGCUUUCAUUACUACAAACUCCAAAGAGAAGCUAAGAGAGAAAAUAGUGUAGCGAUUAUGGUUUGUACUGAUGUAUAGCGAUUACGGUUAAGCACUGAUUUCAGAUUUAGAAUGGUUAGCUCCGUUAAUAAAGAAGAGCCGCCUUCUUUAGUCCAACAAGGCUUUUGAGAGGUCAUCAAAGAACUGGUUAAUACUGUAGAUGCUAUUAUUUAAUGGAGCAGUUGAAAAUUUUCGUGAUCUCUUACCCAGUUUUAUUUACUUAACUUAUACCAAGAAGUUGGCUUAAGAAAAUAUGGACUAGUCUUUCGCCCCCUAGUAUUUUAUCUUUUAAGCCUUAAUCUUUAGUUUAAUAAUCGUGUGGCUUUUACGAGGAAAUCUACGUUCAGUUUGUAAACAAAUUGUGCCUUUUGCUUCAAACAAUAAACAUUUGCUUUUUUUCAGGAACGCUUAUGCGUACAUGUUUACUUGUAGCCACGGCUUGGCUUAUGCUAAAUACACCUUUUCAAAUAUAGGAAGCUCCAACUUACAAUUCUAGUCCGAUAAAAAAAAAAAAAAGAUUACAUCUGCGAAGACUUUUCCCGUAAUCACAAAGUACUAUUAAACGCUGUGAAGGUGUUCUCUAUCGUUUAAGAAUAAAAGCCCAGUUAAAUUCGUACUUUUAUAUGAUAUGGAAUCCGUCAGGAACAAUUUGAAAAAGAUACACUGCUACUGAAUAAGUGUCAAUUCACUAACGCAUUUGUAAAAAUAGAAAGGAAGAACCAGUUUAGCGCACUUGUAUGUGAAUAGUUAGCGAUCGAUAGCCAGCAUGAACUGAGAAAAGUUUCGCCGCCAGUGUUUCUGUUCCACGUGAAUUCGACCUAAGGCGCCUACACCCGUCCCCGUGGCCUACCAAUAGGAUCAAGAAUAAUUUUUCAAUGGCUUUAUAUCAACACUGAUAUGUCUUGAAUUUUAUUGUACAUAAUAAGUGUUUCAAAUUGUAGCUCAGAUGGUAACUGUACCUUUUUUAACUUAAAUCUUAUUUUUAAGUGUAUUUAUACCUCUAUUUUUUUAAUCCAUUUUUAUAUUUUAAUCCAUUUUAAAUUUUAUUUGUAAUACACAAUUCAGCCAUAUACGGCUGCGACGUAUUUUAAUGAAGUGUCUAUCUAUCUAUCAAGUUCAAGUUCUAUCAGUUCUCACACGACAUUGUCUAGCUUGAGUUGUUUGCUUUUCUGCUUGCUUGAACACUGUGAGUGUUUAAUCUCACGCAAUGAUCCGCUCAUUUUACUUCAAACGCCAGUAAUUAUUGUAUUUACCUUGAAUUAAAUAAUUCUGUUUGAACUUCUGUGCGCAUGAACAGUGCUUGAUCGCACACGAUGGUCUUAUUAUAACCCUCAGACGUACACCCAAACUCGCACCUCCACCGCGGUACCAAUAGGGGGCUGGCUGGAACCCCCCACCUCUAGCGUCUUUCUCUUAUUCUAUUUUAUAUGCAUUUACUUUUUUUGAAAAGAUUCACCUUUUAUAGAUUCAUCUUUAACAGAUAUAGGCUGUGAUAUCGUUUACAAGAAUAUGUUAAUAUUACCGGAUACAUACGUACGUAAGUAGCGCUGCUGAGGGCCAGUAACGUCAUUUAGAUUUUAAGCUUGGCUACGAAAGACUGCUUCGAAAUACUAAGAUGAAAAGAUAAAAAAGGAAAAUAACAUAAAAUAAAACCUAAAAUUGUGGUUAAAUAAUGUUCCAAACAGGCCGUCCAUCGACCGACGCUAUAUCUGUUAUAUGUGGUUUUCACUGAUUCCGUGCGAAAGCGUUUUUAAAACUUACGGUUUAAGAAAUUCCUUUUUGUCAAACAGUAGGCAAUAAGAAGUGUCUAUAUAGAGCAGCCGCCUUCUCCAGUUUAACAAGGCUUUUAAUUUCAGAAAAAUAGGGAGUCUUUAUUUAAUUUUAUAGAUGAAAAUCUUCGUCGUAGCUAAUCUGGGUAUACCUUAAUUCAAAUCAAGCUGUUGGCUGAUAACAGUUACAUAACUAUUAACGAUUUUACUUUUUUCAACUAUGAUCAAACCAUCGUUUGGUUUGGGUCUUAUUACCUUUCUCCCUAGUUUUAGGAGGCGUACGUGCGUACUUCAGGUAAUUAACUACGGCCCUGCUUACAAAAUGCACAUACGACUGUUAAUUAAAGUUCAUCUCAGUUAUUCCAAAGCGAUAAAGAAAGUUUGGUCCCACGAAGAUUUCCCUCAAAUAUAAUCACAAGGUACAAUUAAACGUUAAAGUAUUCUCUACCGCUUAAUAACAAGAGUCCGAGGAAUUUCGCACCAUUGUAUGUUACUUUCCAGUUUAUAAAAACGGUACGAAGCAAAUAACAACUAAAACUUGAACUGCUUCUGAAUACGUGAUAAUGCGCUAAGAUUGGCAAAAAUAAAAACAGUUCUCACAUAACUUUGUCUAGCUUGAGUUGUUUGCCUUUCUGCCUGCUUGAACAGACGAGUCGCGGAUGAUCCUGUCAUUUCACUGCAAACACCAGUAACCAUUUUGUUUUAUUUUCUGCUCUUUUUCCCAUUUAACAAACUUCCAGUGUGAGAGAUAUUUAAACAGCAGUGCCCAUCCUGAAGUACUAGGAAUCAGAUACGACGUGCGCACGUGCGUACAGCUUGCCACGCCCUUGAUCACGAAAUCUUUAUAAGACAUGUGACUCAUAGAUAAGACACCAUUCUGUUCGUGGACGGAAUUCCAUCAACACUAUUUCAGUGAGUUGCCUCAUUCCAACCAGGUAACUGCUUUUUUAAUACUAAAAGCUAAACUCACCCUUUUGAUAUAGCAAAGGCAGGCACAUUACCAAGUCCUUAAUAAUUUUGUGGUACCCUCUUUUAGUUAAUAAUGACAUUUUGCGUUUCUUUUAUCUAGACCUGAUCUUCGAGAUUUAAUCAUGAGGACCGCUUUCGUUUUCCUGACACUUCUCAUGCUAGUCGUAGCAUCAGUAACGGCCAGAGGUAGGUUAUACCUAAUUUUGGCUGGGUCUUCUGGAAUUCAAGCACUAGCUUUUACAACUUUAUUCGAUAACUGAAAGAUAAUCUUAUUAAAAAUUAUAAUAUCAAUUUUAGUGGAGGGCUAUCCCAAAUUUAAGGAGUUUUAAAACAGUUUUGAAUCAAAACCAUAUUUUUCAAUAGCCAUAGAAGUAACGUUUCCCUUGUCCGAUCACAACAGCAGAUUCCCCACUACUGAUUUUGGAUUAAAAUUAUGUCAAAAUGUAGUUUUAAAAGCGAUUUUUCAAGCUAUUUGCUAGCUUUUUAAAAGGCCAAAAGGUGUCUUCGUGGCAAUUGAAUUGACUGCUAAAAAUAAUAGCCCACUUUUGUUAUUUAAGACUUAAGACUAUAUCAAAACCGUUCCCUGUUGUGCUGUAGCUACGGAUAGCAAGGAUGGACAUGGAUUGAAGAUAUAUCAUCAUGAAUCUCAUGCUCAGUGAUAAAGUUGGGCUAAUGCCUGCAAAAAUCACUGAAAACAUUAUUACGAUUGGUACUUUCUUAUGAAAUUUGUGUGGUGUCUUCAUUAUAAAUGCACGGUAAGAGAGCAUUUUGUGCAUAGUAACGAAUCAAAGCUAUGACUUUAUUUAGAACAGAAUUGACCGCAAUAUCCUCGUGGCAUAGCCCCUUUGAAUAUAUUACCAUGACGAUAACAAAGGUAGAGGAAAUUUUUCAAGGAAGGAACACUUGAUCUACGAAUAUUUUCUAGCCGCUGUAUGUUUUUUGUAAUUGAGAAUCUCAUUUAAUUCACACUUUACAAGUUUCUAUAGCCUCUCCGAAAACAGAAGCAAUGAAUACUGAAAAAAUUCAACAAAGAAAGGUACAGUUUUCCAAGGGAAGUUUCCAAUCACAUUUCAACUCAAAUUUCAGACGCGAAGAGUGCCCAGAGAUUUGUAACAAGCCUUAAAGUUUACCGGUUAGAAAUGUAUUUGAAGAAAAGAAUGGGUCUGAAUAGUGAAAUUUCCGGAUUAAUCAUUUGAUUGCUUCUUUUUACUCCAAGUUAAUAAAAAUUUACACAGACUCUCUCCUAUUUUCAAGUUUAAAGUGACAGCUUUUUUUUUCGCUUUCUUUGCUACAGGGCCGUCUUCGUGCAAGGAGCUUUAUGAUCAAGGGUAAGUUGUAAGAGCUGAUUUGGUCUAACAUGUCUAAAACAAGAAACGGUUACAGGCAAAUGGCAUGCAGCUUCUUCGUUUUUAUGUUUUUCACUUAAACCUUUUUGAAAUAUCGAUGAGAAAGAAACAAGUGUUUUAAACGGCUGAGUUACAUUCAAAACACCAUCACCUCGUUGCCAAUGGAAAAGGAUGACAUCUUGGAUCACGUAUAUAGGACGAAAUGACGACUUUAAUUACAAUGAAAGGUCGUACAUGAUCGAAUUGGAUUUGGUUUUACUACUUUUUAAGGCAAAGCUCACACCCUAACCAACACCAAAGUAAGGGUGGAUUUCCAUUGUCGCGUAAAAGUUCAGCAUUUUCAACUUUUAAGUUAACGCUGGACCUUCCAUACAUUGUUUCUUUUUAUUUUCGCGCGUAAAAUGUAUUAUGUGCGCAUGCACGUGAAAAUUUAGCAACAGUGAAAAUUCACCUUAAGGCUGACUCUUGAAACCUACUAACAACUAGUUUAAAUUAACAACGAGGCAUUUCAAUUACAGCUCAAAGCAAUUACAUAAAAAACGGCCCCUACUCGAGUACUGUCAUGAUCAUUUCGGGUAUUCAGUAACUGAAUACGUCUCGGCUGUAUUCUCGAAUCUGCCAAAGUGAGUCUGUCUGAUUGGAGGGAAUUCAAGAGCGCGCCCUUAGGAUAAUUCUUCCGAAUUCACAUUAUGACGAGGCAUUGAUACUAAGUGGCCUGCCGUCUCUAAAAGACCGUAGGGCUGCUGCUUGCGAAUCAUUUAUGCGUAAUUUAAAACCAUCCAACCCUGUAUUUGGCCUUGCCAUGAGUGGAAGGGUAACUACCGUUCACUCGUACUCGUUACGAAGCUGCCGGAGCUAUAAUAACAAAAUGUGUAAGACAAAAGAUUGUCAGAAUUUGAAUCUGUGAAAUAUUUAGAUUUUUUGUCAUAAGAUAAAUGUUAAUUAUGUGUAAUUUGCGCACGAUCCUGUUAUCCAGCUCUUACUCAACUCUACUCUACCCUACCCUACCCUACCCUACUCUACUCUAUUCUUUUGAAAGUAGUUGACAAAGCUAAUUAUAUAACAUGGAGCGUGCCGUGCCAAUGUUUAACACUCCUACGUCUUCAAUUUUCAGAGAACGUAAAAGUGGCGCGUAUGACCUAGGGAUUAGUCCCGGACCAGUUUACUGUCACAUGGGAGAUGGAAACUUUGGAUGCGGAGAAGGAGGAUGGACUACUGUCAUGAAAAUCGAUGGUGCACAGGUACUCUUCUUUAAAGUUGUACUUUUUCAUUGCGGACGACAAGGAGAAUCCGCAAUCCUAAUAUCUAGGUUAUUAAUACGCAUGCGUCGCAUGUAUCAAGCCAGCAUCCGUUUGGACUUUCACUAAGAAUGAAUGGAAUCCAAUUUGAUCCCGCGUGUUUAGACCUUCCACUCACUCGUAAUCUGAUCACGCGUGUUUAGACCUUCCACUCACUCGUAAUCUGAUCACGCGUGUUUUGACCUUCCACUCACUCGUAAUCUGAUCACGCGUGUUUUGACCAUGUGUCACGCGAAACUUAUGCAAAGCACAGCCCUAGAGCGAAAGCGUUUUGACCUUCGAUCGUUGUCGCCCGCACGCCGUAACCUUUGGUUAUUACUAUAUAUUACGCUUGCGUCGCAUGUAGUUAGCCAGCAUUCGUUUGGAAUUCCACUAAGAAUGUAUACAAUUUGAUCACGCUCGUUUGGAACUUUCAUCACUCUUAAUCUGAUCACGCGUGUUUUUGAAUAUCGGUCAUAUGAAACUUACGCAAAGCACAGCGCUGGAGCAAAAGCGUUUUGACCUUCGAUUGUUGUCGCCCGUACUCCGUAACCUUUGGCUAACACCAGUUGCUAGAGCCGGAGAAUCUAUAUUAAUUACAGAAAAGCAAUUUUUUACCCUUUAAUUUCAGCCAACCUUCCACUACGAUUCACAUCAUUGGAGCACCUAUGGAUCCAAAUACCCACAAAAUGGGACGACAGGAUUCGACGACAAGGAAACCAAGUUGGAAACCUACGAUAAAACGAGUUUCACUAAGAUCUGUCUCGGCAUGAAGGUAGAGAGCCAGACCAGAUUUAUCGUCAUCAAUAAGAAGGCCAAAUCGCUGUACGAAUUGAUUUCUAAAGAGACAUACGAACCAACCACCCUGGGACGUGACGAAUGGAAGAAGCUGGUUGGACCUCAAGCUUCUCUGCAGAACAACUGUGAAAGAGAAGGAUUCAACGCCAAAGGAGACAGGCGUUUUUUUUACCUUUCUAGAGCAAGAAUUGGGAUUAUUGGAAACCAGGAAGACAACUGCGACAGCCCUGACUCCAGAAUCGGCUUUGGUACUGGAGGACAAGAAAAAAAGAGCACUCCGCGUCACAAAGAAAACACGUGUGGAAAUGAGGCUCAUUGGUCGUCAGAUAACCGAGAUCAGUCCAUCAAGGCCAUGGGGUACAUCUUAGUUCAAUGA